Molecule: messenger RNA, 2904 nt
Organism: Aspergillus candidus
Lineage: Eukaryota; Fungi; Ascomycota; Eurotiomycetes; Eurotiales; Aspergillaceae
Product: transcription factor domain-containing protein
Exons: 3
Coding region: 1-2904 (967 amino acids)
Biological process (GO): regulation of DNA-templated transcription; DNA-templated transcription
Molecular function (GO): DNA binding; DNA-binding transcription factor activity, RNA polymerase II-specific; zinc ion binding
Source: RefSeq, a predicted model, not a curated record
AUGGAGCAUAACCCUCCCUCGCCCUACCUCGUCAACGUCCCCCCCGAUGACCUCUUCGGUGGGACAGACCCCAACGUUGCCUCACCCUGGCGUGCAGGGAUGAGUCCGGGCUCGUGGGCGCCACCCUCCGGCGGGCCCGAAUUCACACCGUACGCGAUGCCGCCGCCGCAGUUCUACGAACCGUCGAUGCUUCAUGCCCCUCCUCCUUCGACGCCGUCGUACGACUUCCCCAUGUCUGCCCCGCUUCCGAAGGUACCUAUUCCGCGUGCGUCGGCAUAUAGCACCCAUUCGCAGCGCCGCCGCUCCGCCCGGGCCUGUGAACCGUGCCGCCAGCGCAAGAUCAAGUGCGAUGGGACCCGUCCGAGCUGCAAGCAGUGCGUCGAGAACCAGGUCAAGUGCUCCUACCUGGACGUCAAGCGAGUCCGCGAACAGAAGGAGUUGGGCGCGCUGGCAAAGAAGGUCGAACGGUAUGAGAGGUUGCUGGAAGAGUUGGAGUCGGAUGUCGAUAGUGCUAGUGCCCGGCGGAUUCGAAGGGCUUUGAGUACUGACCCCGUCUCCGUCGACGACCCCGCGUCCGACUCCGAGAAAUCCGACUCCUCCAUCGGCUCCCUCGACGACAUCGACCUCGUCGACGAGGACCUCAACCGUAGCGAGAAGACCAUCGCCAUGGGCUUCUUCGGCAAAAACUCCGAAGUCUCCUGGAUGCAGAAACUCGAAGACGAAGCCUCCUCCCGCAGCCAGGACACAGCCCCGGACAACGCCCACCCAGACCAGCAGCCCCGAGGCUCGCCGCACGACCAUCCCCACCACAAACCAGGCCCGUCCAUCGCAACAAUGAGCUACCACCUCGACGACCUCAGCAUCCCCUUCCUCGACCACGUCGACCCCCACGCCCUGCCUCCCAAACCCCUCGCUGACCGCCUCCUCCAAGCCUACAUCGACUUCGUCCACCCCGGUUUCAACGUCAUUCGCAAAUCGACCUUCCUCGCCCAGUACCACCAGUUCUACCACCAGCCGUCCAACCCCCCGCGCCGCUGGCUUGCCAUCUUGAAUAUGAUCUUCGCGAUUGGGUGUCGGUAUUGCUGCUUGACGGGUAGUGAUAGUGCAGAAGACCCUGACUGCAAUGAUCUGGUUUAUUUGACCCGCGCUCGCAAGUUGAGUUUGGGCCCGAAUGUCCUGUUUGAACAUGCCGACUUGCAGCAGAUUCAGAUCGAGUUUUUGGUGGGGUUUUAUCUGGUUGCCAUGGGGCAGAUCAAUCGUGCUUUCAAAUUUUCGAGUCUCGCUUUCCGCUCUGCCCUCUCCCUAGGGAUCAAUCUCCGUUUCGUUGAUGAUCGCACCCACCAUGCCGCCAAAGAAGCCCGCUCCCGGCUCUGGUGGUCCAUCUACCUGCUGGAGCAUCUCCUAACCACCAUGACCGGUCGAGUGUCCUGCGUCGGGGAAGACCUCAGUGCCGCGCCCCUGCCCAUCCCCUUCGAGGAGGAAGACUUUGGGCGCGCCGACGUGCAGCGGCUCUUCCACCACCCAGAGGAGCGCGCCCACCGCCUGAAGCUCACGCUCCUGCAGACCGACGAAGAAGCCAAGGUCAGCGCCGAGUGGCUCUCGCGGUGCGAUCCCAGCGCGUCGCUGUUCUUCCACUGCCUGGUCGACCUCGCCACCAUCACCCAGGCCAUCAGCACCAAGGUCUACAGCAUCCACGGGCUGCGCGAGCGCUCCAGCAAAGUCGAGCGCCGCAUCCGCCGCUACAGCCACUCGCUCGACCUCUGGCUCGCCAAGGUGCCCCCCGCCUACCGCUUCGACCCCGUCCCCCCGUCCUCAGAGUCGGCCACCACCCGCCCCACCGCCGGCCCGACGUCCGCCAACGAGCGAGAGCGCGUCUCCCUCGCCAUCAGCUUCUACUCCUCCCGACUGACGCUCUGCCGCCCCUGCCUCACCCACACCACCUGGCGUCCGGGCCCGCAAGACUCCGGCAUCGAACCACCGGGUCGACUGCCCUCGCGCGCCCAGCUCCGCUACGACCUAGCGCGCACCUGCCUCCAGUCCGCCUGCAGCCUCAUCUCCAUCCUCCCCGACACGCCAGACAUGGAAUGGCUCGCGCACACGACCCCCUGGUGGAGCAUCCUCCACUUCGUCAUGCAAGCCACCACCGCGCUCCUCCUCGGCCUCAGCUGCUGGCCAUCCCACGGUCACUACAGCGACGGCGGAAGAAGCAGAAGCAGAAGCAGCAGCAGCAGCAGCACCGCCCGAGCCAGUCGCAGCGACAGCGGGCCCCGACACGACCUCCCCAACCAACGCUUCCCCCACCUCUCCGGCACGACCGCGUCCUCCUCCACCGUAACACCCUGCUCCGGCUCCGGCUCUACCCUCAAAACCAACACCGGAACCGGAACCAGCACCCCCAACACAAGCAUCGGCAGCGCCAGCCCCUCUACCACCCGCCCACCCCCCAGAAACAACCCCCCGCGCCGCCUCAGCUCCCUCUCCAACGCGACCCCCACACCAGACCAACCCCAGUAUCAAACCCAAGACCACCGGUUCCAACCCCCCGGCGGAAGAGGCCACCCCGGCGACGAACUCUCCAUCCCGUCUCUCACAAAACACACCAAGAAAGCCUUCGUCUGGCUCCACGCGAUGGGCUGCACGACGGCCGCCGCGCGUCGCGCCUUCCUCCUCUGCGAUAGCUUUCUGAGACGCAUUGCGCCGAGUAUAGGCCUUGAUGUCGGCGAUUGGCCUGGGGUGGGGUCGUUGCCUGUGCAGGCUGGUGGGGCGGGGGAGGCUAUGGGGUUGGGGGUGGGGAUGGGGAGGGGGAUGGGGAGGGGGGGUAGUGUUGAUGGGGGUAGUGUUGAUGGGGGUAGUGUUGAUGGGGGUAGUGUUGAUGGGGAUGGUGUUGAUGGAGAUGUGGGAUGA